AUGUUUACUGAAGCAUCGAGUGGGUUACAUCCUUUCCCUACGGGGGACCAGUGCAAGUUUCCUGCCUGUACAGCACAGGAGAGCAAACUUCUACAGACAGACCAAGGCUUCCAUUUGCUGCUGACACAUGGAACUGAGGUGAAAUUGUGCUCCAUGAUUGUAUACGUUUCAUAACGUUCAAGAGACGAGACUCGGGUCAUCAAAAUGAAAGCCCUCAUCUUUGCAGCUGCUGGACUCCUGCUUCUGUUGCCCACUUUUUGUCAGAGCGGCAUGGAAAAUGAUACAAACAACUUGGCAAAGCCAAUCUUACAUAUUAAGACCUUUCGUGGAGCUCCCCCAGAAUCUUUUGAAGAGUUCCCCUUUUCUGCCUUAGAAGGCUGGACAGGAGCCACCAUUACUGUAAAAAUUAAGUGCCCUGAAGAAAGUGCUUCACAUCUCCAUGUGAAAAAUGCUACCAUGGGGUACCUGACCAGCUCCUUAAGUACCAAACUGAUACCUGCCAUCUACCUCCUGGUGUUUGUAGUUGGUGUCCCGGCCAACGCCAUAACCCUGUGGAUGCUUUUCUUCAGGACCAGAUCCAUCUGUACGACCGUAUUCUACACCAACCUGGCCAUUGCAGAUUUUCUUUUUUGUGUUACGUUGCCCUUUAAGAUAGCUUACCAUCUCAAUGGGAACAACUGGGUAUUUGGAGAGGUCCUGUGCCGGGCCACCACAGUCAUCUUCUAUGGCAACAUGUACUGCUCCAUUCUGCUCCUUGCCUGCAUCAGCAUCAAUCGCUACCUGGCCAUCGUCCAUCCUUUCACCUACCGGGGCCUGCCCAAGCAUACCUAUGCCUUGGUAACAUGUGGACUGGUGUGGGCAACAGUUUUCUUAUAUAUGCUGCCAUUUUUCAUCCUGAAGCAGGAAUAUUAUCUUGUUCAGCCAGACAUCACCACCUGCCAUGAUGUUCACAACACAUGCGAGUCCUCAUCUCCCUUCCAACUCUACUACUUCAUCUCCUUGGCAUUCUUUGGAUUCUUAAUUCCAUUUGUGCUUAUCAUCUACUGCUACACAGCCAUCAUCCGGACACUUGGUGCAUAUGAUCAUAGAUGGUUGUGGUAUGUUAAGGCGAGUCUCCUCAUCCUUGUGAUUUUUACCGUUUGCUUUGCUCCAAGCAAUAUUAUACUUAUUAUUCACCAUGCUAACUACUACUACAACAACACUGAUGGCUUAUAUUUUAUAUAUCUCAUAGCUUUGUGCCUGGGCAGCCUUAAUAGUUGCUUAGAUCCAUUCCUUUAUUUUCUCAUGUCAAAAAUCAGAAAUCACUCUACUGCUUACCUUACAAAAUAAAUAGUGAAAUCAUCUUAGAGAACAAGGACAGCCACCACAGAGAACGUCUGUUUUCACGGACAACACAUGCAUAGUGCAAGGAGCUACACUUCUGAGCUCCUAAGAAAUAUGCUUCAAAGGUCAAACAUUACAAAAGUAUUAGCUUUUUUUUUUUUUUUUUUUUUUUUUUGAGACUGAGUGUCACUUUAUCACCCAGACAGGCACGCAGUGGCGCUAUCUUGGCUCACUGCAACCUCCGCCUCCCAGGUCAGCCUCCCAGGUAGCUGGGAUUACACCACCACGCCCAGUUAAUUUUUGUAUUUUUAGUAGAGAUGGGGUUUCACCAUGUUGGCCAGGCUGGUCUUGAACUCCUGACCUCAAGUGAUCCGCCUGCCUCGGCCUCCCAAAGUGCUAGGAUUACAGGCGUGAGCCACUGAGCCAGUCAGCAUUAGUAAUUUUUAAAAAUACUUUAUCAGUAUUUAAAAACGUUAAUGCAGGAGAAAAGAUACCACAACUCUUUAUGGAAAAUGACAUUUCCAUUUGCCUCAUUGCUACUUCAAGCUCUUUAAAUCGCCAUCUUCCCUGUU
Molecule: messenger RNA, 1895 nt
Organism: Rhinopithecus roxellana (golden snub-nosed monkey)
Lineage: Eukaryota; Metazoa; Chordata; Mammalia; Primates; Cercopithecidae
Gene: F2RL2
Product: coagulation factor II thrombin receptor like 2
Exons: 2
Coding region: 205-1329 (374 amino acids)
Biological process (GO): blood coagulation; thrombin-activated receptor signaling pathway; phospholipase C-activating G protein-coupled receptor signaling pathway
Cellular component (GO): membrane
Molecular function (GO): thrombin-activated receptor activity
Source: RefSeq, a predicted model, not a curated record